This is a messenger RNA of Nematostella vectensis (starlet sea anemone), 1903 nucleotides long. RefSeq lists its product as uncharacterized. Gene Ontology annotation, molecular function: nucleic acid binding. Bases 119 to 1390 code for a protein of 423 amino acids. Lineage: Eukaryota; Metazoa; Cnidaria; Anthozoa; Actiniaria; Edwardsiidae. The transcript is spliced from 2 exons. The record is from RefSeq and is a predicted model, not a curated record. Gene Ontology annotation, cellular component: nucleus.
GAGAAGCACUUCCAAAUCCAACGAGCGUGCAGUGUCAAGGGGUCAGCUUUACCCGAAUACAAAGUUCAUUGAAUGGCUUUUUGAGAAACAAUUAUUCAGACCUAUUGUUAGUCCCCUGAUGAUUACCUUAACCUGCGUAAGAAGCAAUGCAAAUUUUCAACGCACUUCUCGUUGUGCGGGGCAAUAUCUGUUGGUGCUCACGCAGAACUAUUUUCGCGGCGAUAGCUCGUAUCCGCAAACUGACGGUGAAGAGUGGUGCUCUGUCGCGCCUCUGCAUACCACUUCCCUGACCACAUCCUUUUUCAGGUACCUGAUCGGCAAAUUCGCUGGCUUAAAGAUCCUAACCUUUCAGGAGAACUUCAGUAUCGAUUACGAGCUAGCAAUGAACUAUAGUAUGGCAUGUAAGGAGUGUCCGGACUAUCUAUACGACUACGACAACCUAAGGGACCACUGGCAGCGCUUCUGUCUGAACAUGGAGCCCACCGCUGGCCUUCAGGCAAAGAGCUUCUUUAAAACAGUGUUUAAUCAGCACCUGAAGUCUAACGUGUUUGUCACCGCGUUUGAUUGUAGCAAUGUGGCGAAGCUGUUUGUUGAUUAUAACGUGUAUUGUAAGAUAAAGGAGAAGCUUGAAAGAAGAGUUGGACUUAAAGUACCACAAGAAGCUCCCGUCAGAAUAACAAAACGGCGUCUACCGUGCGUCAAACACAUGUUUGCUUCAAACAAGGACAUGGAGAAAUGCAUUGAAAACCUCAAACGGAAAAACGAGGAGAUUGCUUUCCAAAUGGAAGUGAGGGGUAUACGAUUGUUUCAAACAAUUCAGAGCAAUCUUGCCGAACAGGCUCGGAAAGUUCUCGCUCUGGAUCUUGAGCUUUACGAAGAUGACCCGACAAGAAUACUCGAGAUCGGGUUCACGCUAUUUCGGAUGCAUGCGUCAAUCGAACAAGGAUGCCAUGUGUUCAAGUGUCGUCACAUCAUUAUCAAGGAAAAUCAGCAUUUGUUUAAUAAAGACAUAUUCCCAGACAACAGAAAUAAGUUCAAUUUUGGAACAACACAAUUUCUUUGCUUCUCAAGGGCGAAAAGUACACUUAAAGCCGUCUUAAGUGAAGCUGAAAUCAUCACCGCCCACUCAGCAGCGAACUUAACAGACUAUUUACGCGAGCGUGGGGUGGAUCUACCAGAUAUUGUAGAUACUAGGUUGCUCUAUUUGGCUGCCUUCCCCAGCGCCAAGCACCAGCAAAACUUGGCGAGAAUUCUUAAUGAACUCCACAUUAAACAUGAUUAUAAUAAUAAUUUUCUCUCCGAUCAACUCCAUAAUGCGGGCAACGAUGCCUACUAUACAAUGGAGAUCUUCAAAGAGCUCGUCUGGAAGGGUUUACCCAGUGGAACCUAGAAAACUUUGUCUUGGGAAAAUUAGACUUUCUUCUAUCCAAGAAACUCCAUAAUACUGUCAGCGAUACUUUUUGCACUAUUGAAAUCUUCAAGGAGCUCUUCUGGAAGGUUUUACCCAGUAAAACUAGCUGUCCAAUAGACAACUUGAAAACCAAGACAAUAUAGUGGCAAAAUGGACAUUUUCGAGCUACAUUUAUCUUCUUGCUUCUCACGCUGAAUAGUCUUUGAACAAAAAUAACAUCGCGAAAAUUCAAAACUAUUGCCACCAAUAAAACGGCCGUUUUCAAUAUUCUGCGAAUUAUAACCGACGAUUUCCAACAGCUAAAUCGCCUCAUUCAAUAUUCUUGAAGCGGAUCAUUGCCUAGCACUGAAAUGGUUUCCAAUCACGCCACCUCUACGCAAGGCGCUGACCAACCAAAAACCAUCAAAUGUAAUUCCGUUUGUUUGAAUGACGGAAGCCAGAAAGGGGUUUAGCAGUUUUUGACAAGAGUUCGCAAAAUAUUAAAAAUUGCAG